Messenger RNA from Cladophialophora carrionii CBS 160.54, 2391 nucleotides. RefSeq lists its product as uncharacterized. Gene Ontology annotation, biological process: potassium ion import across plasma membrane; intracellular potassium ion homeostasis. The record is from RefSeq and is a predicted model, not a curated record. The coding region runs from base 1 to 2391 and encodes 796 amino acids. Gene Ontology annotation, cellular component: plasma membrane. The transcript has 4 exons. NCBI's taxonomy places the organism in Eukaryota, Fungi, Ascomycota, Eurotiomycetes, Chaetothyriales, Herpotrichiellaceae. Gene Ontology annotation, molecular function: high-affinity potassium ion transmembrane transporter activity.
AUGGAAAAGUCAUCGUCUUCCCUUCCACCUGGCCCCGAGAGACGCAAGAGACAGACCGUGGGACAGCGAGCUGUGGCCUGGGUGCGUCACCAUGUCUACCCAGGCGUCGCCGGUCUCUCUUUCAUUCAAUGGCACUAUUUCUACUUCGUCGCCUCCACGCUGGUCGCCAGUCUGAUCUUCUGGGGCUCAUCGACUCCGGCCAAGUCUGUCCCCUAUAUCGACAGUCUCUUCCUUUGCGUCUCCGCCAUGACAGAGGCAGGCUUGAACACGGUCAAUCUGUCGGAGCUGAAUACCUGGCAGCAGAUUCUGCUGUUCCUCCUCAUCAUCUUUGGGUCUGCCAUUUUCGUGUCGUCGUCCAUCCUCCAUAUACGCAAGAGGGCGUUUGAGAGCAAAUUCGCGGAGCUUGUCGAGCAACGCCGGAAACGACAGCACAGGCCGCGCACACGUGCCUUCACCUUGUCAAGACGAGACCAGGGCCACUCUAAUGGCCGCGAGUCCACCGUCGCCUCUGGAGCGUUGCGUGGGCGCCUGGUGGAGGCGGGUCCAAGAUUCCCCGAGCAUAAGGAUGCCUCCAGCUUAUCGGAUCGUCCGCAGGAUUUGGAGGCGCCCGCAGAGACACAGACUGGGUCGGGACCACCACAUGUCACAGGCACGACCACCAAUGACUCCCAUAUGGGCCACAUCAGAUUUGCCGAGUCAAUCCCACCUGUGGAACGCACAGAGUCGCGAUCUCGAAGCAUGCGUCACAGCCCGAGUUUCUUCGAAGGCCGCGGUGUCGGUGCUCGAGGCUUGGACAACCACCCGCGGAAUGCACGACCGGUCGAGAUCCACGAGGCGACGCUGGACUGCGCCAUCGACGACAUUGCAGCGCAACCGGGCCCAUGGGUGAAGAAGGUGCACAGCUAUAUCGACACGGUCGGGGGGUAUCUGGGAAGAAACUCCCAAUUCCACCAUCUCAGCGAAAAAGAGAGGCGGAAACUCGGAGGGAUCGAAUAUGAUGCCAUCUGCCUUCUGUCAUGGCUGGUGCCGGUCUACCUGGCCCUCUUCCAGCUGUUUGGCGCUCUGGGGGUUGGGGCUUGGAUAACGGCCAACCGUCCACACAUCUCGUCGACGAAUGGGCUGAAUCCCUUUUGGACCGGUGCUUUCUUCGCCGUCAGCGCUUUCAACAACAGCGGCAUGGCUCUCCUUGAUGCCAACGCCGUCGCGCUCAACACGAGCUAUUACUGCAUGUUGACGCUCAGUCUGCUCAUCCUUGCAGGAAAUACACUCUUUCCGCCGUUUCUUCGAUUGAUUCUGUGGAGUUUCAGCAAGGUGAUGCCUGAGGAUUCUGCUUCGGCGGAAUGGCAGAGACGGCGGCGAACCGUUCAAUUCUGCCUGGACCAUCCUCGAAGGGUCUACACGAACCUUUUCCCCAGCGCAGCCACCUGGUGGCUGGUCGCCAGUGUGGUGGUUCUGAACGCCGUUGAUUGGGUUGCGUUUGAACUCCUCAACAUUGGAAAUGAGGUGGUUGACUCGCUUCCUACAGGGUUCCGGAUCGUUGCCGGAUUGUUUCAAGCCUUUGCGGUGAGAAGUGGUGGCUUCUACGUCGUAUCCAUAUCAGGGCUGCGGUCCGGGUUGCUCGUUCUGUACGUCCUCAUGAUGUAUUUGAGCGCCUUCCCGGUCACGAUGACGAUCCGGAACACAAACGUCUAUGAAGAACGAUCGCUCGGCAUCUUCGCAGACGAGCUUCCACUCUAUCAGGACAACGAGGGGACAACAUCGCAGAAGGACAAGAAGGAAGGACUCUUGACUGGGCUAAGACGCACCCUCACAAUGACCCACGGCGGCCACGCGACACAGAACCCAACAUGGAACCGUGAGGAUUUCAUCCGACUACAGCUCCGAUCCCAGCUUGGCCACGACUUGUGGUGGAUUGCCAUCGCAGUCUUCGCCAUCACGUCCAUCGAGACGGGCCAAUUCGAGCGGGAUCCUGUCAACUUUUCCACGUUCAACAUCAUCUUCGAAGUCAUCAGCGCGUACGGCUGCGUCGGCAUCAGUGUUGGAGUGCCCUGGAACAACUACUCCUUCUGUGGAGCCUGGCACCUGACGUCCAAACUUGUGCUUUGCGCGGUCAUGCUUCGAGGCAGGCACCGAGGACUGCCCGUCUCGAUCGACCGAGCAAUUCUUCUUCCGGACGAAAGUCUGGCGUGGGCGGAAGAAGAGGAUGCGCACAAGAGAACGACGAGCUUCACCUCCGAGGUUACCAUGCGAUCGGGAGAGGUACUGCGACCGGCGACGUCGGCAACCGCAUCGACAAACGCGGCGCGUCGACCUAGAUCUGCGAGCUCGGGUGCCCCGGGGCCGAGCAUCCACGUGGACGACCACGCCAGGGGAGCCGAGCACGUCGUUUGA